AAUUAAUUUUUCCAUCUGCGCCUGUGUGUGUUGCGUGCGUACGUGCGACCAGCCAAAAACAUUUCCAUCUGCACGGGAUAGCAGCAGCAAAAUUUUUGCAAUCCAUCAAAAUUUGCAGUAUUCCGUACGUUUGCGGUAGUAAAUUCAUCAUGAGUGCUAAGAACGUUGCCAGCCUGGUUCUCCAGAGCAGCCGCCAGUUCUCUCGCAGCUCCAGCGCCCAGUCCGCGAACGUUGCCGAUGGCUACAAGACCCUGAAGAACGUCCAGGCUAAGUACCAGAAGCCGGACGGCAAACCGGUGUUCCUGAAGGGUGGCGCCACCGACCAGAUCCUGUUCAUCACCACCUCGGUGUUGAGCGUGGUUGGAUGCGUCGGAAUCGGCAAGCUUAUCUACGAGCUGAGCUACCCUCCCAAGAACGAGGAAUAGACAGUUAGACAGGAAAAACGAGAUUGGGGCUGUUAUGAUGAAAUCGUAGUCGAAAACUUUUCAAAACUCGCAUUUAUUUCGUUAGGCGGUUUAUUUUUUAUCUUAAUUUUUUUACUCCGCAACAUCCAGGACCUUGUGAGAUUGGCUUGUAGAAAACAUGAACCAUAAUCGGUUAAAACGGGGAAAUCGGAAUUGGUACUUCUCACCACUUCUUGGUGAAAAGAUUCAACCCGAUUGAAACGAAGAAUUCCAUUGACAGAAGAUGCAAUUAACGGGAACACGAAAAAUGUGUAUUUAAUCGGAUAAUAUCUCCGCAUUUACCAAAAAAAGAACGAAAGUUUUAUGUUUUCUGUAUCCCUUCAAUGUAUUUCCUUAGCUUAUACGAAUAAAUGUUUGUUUUGAGUGAAA
This is a messenger RNA of Uranotaenia lowii, 833 nucleotides long. It is a transcript of the gene COX7A, whose product is annotated as cytochrome c oxidase subunit 7A, mitochondrial. The transcript has 3 exons. Lineage: Eukaryota; Metazoa; Arthropoda; Insecta; Diptera; Culicidae. Gene Ontology annotation, biological process: regulation of oxidative phosphorylation; mitochondrial electron transport, cytochrome c to oxygen; mitochondrial respirasome assembly. The record is from RefSeq and is a predicted model, not a curated record. Bases 150 to 425 code for a protein of 91 amino acids.